AUGAAACGAGUUACUGGAGUUUUCUUAACACUUUUGAGAUUUUCUCAAUUUGCAUCAUCGGUUUUGGUGAUGUCACUUUUGGCGUAUGCCAUCCACGCCUAUGGAAAUAGAGGUAAUAAGAAAACCAACUUCACAUUGGCAACAGGUGUCAUUAGUGUGUUUUAUCUGAUUGCCUUAGGUAUUUUGUGUCUGGCCCUACCCACAUUGAUCUACAUAGGAAUGUACUUCUGUGCCGAAUUGAUCGUUUGUAUGCUAUGGCUAGCAGCUUUCGUUGUUCUUGCCAAAGCUCAAGGUGAACGUAGCUGUAGCAACACUAAUGCAGACGGAUUAUACUAUAAUCCGUACAGUGGCCAAUAUACUGCUGACAGUCAUAGAAGAGCAUGUAAUUCUUCUCAGGCGGCAAUCGCCUUUUCUGGCCUUUGCUUUGUACUGUUUUUGAUCAGUGUGAUAUUACUGGGAAUUAAUGUCUUAACACCUAUCAGGAAGCGUUAUCAAACCCAAGGAAUGUGGAGAAGCGGCGCUUCUAUGGGUACAAAGCUCCAUAGGUGGAGCGGACUAGCUUUAAGCGAGCCUUUUGAAGAAACAGCUGCUUACGAUAACACCAAUGUUAGGACCGGUGAUGUCGAAGCAGGUGCAGGUGAUAAUGCUGCUUACACAUCUGAACCGAAUGGCGACGCACGCUAUGCAACUAAUGACCCCAAUGGGCAGUACCAUACUACCACCACCAACACACGUUACACCACAACAACAGCGGACCCUAAGACGCGUUACACCACCAACGAUCGUAAUCCUGGUUCUGCGAAUGUCGCUAACAGUGCAGUGGACCAGCACGCUUACUCUACGGAUGAGUCAGGUGAUCGGUCUUAUCAAGAAAAGGUCACAGAAGGAGCUCACUCUGGCGCUAUGAGUGGUAGCACUGCAGAACCAAACAGGAACGUCAAUCAAAUGCCAUAA
Saccharomyces cerevisiae S288C is the source of this 954-nucleotide messenger RNA. RefSeq lists its product as uncharacterized. The transcript has a single exon. Bases 1 to 954 code for a protein of 317 amino acids. The record is from RefSeq and is marked reviewed. NCBI's taxonomy places the organism in Eukaryota, Fungi, Ascomycota, Saccharomycetes, Saccharomycetales, Saccharomycetaceae. Gene Ontology annotation, cellular component: membrane.